CUGCAGGCGUAUCUCCUUUAAAGGCUCGGCGUCGGAGGCGGAGGUGCGGGAAAGCAGCGUUUCUGUCCUGCAGGCGUAUCUGAGCAGCAUCAUGGAGGCCAUCGUGAGCUCCGUAUCCCAGUGUCCUCCUGUGAUGAGGGUCGUCUUCAAACAACUGCAUAAACGAGUGGAGGAGCAGUUUCCAGAGCCGGAGAAUGAGGAUGCGAAGUAUUUGGCCAUCAGUGGUUUCUUCUUCCUGCGUCUGUUUGCUCCUGCGAUUCUCACACCCAAACUCUUCCAGCUGAGGGAUCAUCAUGCAGACACACGCACCAGCCGGACACUCCUGCUGCUCGCUAAGGCUCUUCAGAGUGUGGGUAAUCUGGGUCUUCAGCUGGGUCAUGGGAAGGAGCAGUGGAUGACCCCUCUGCAUCCCAUCAUCCUCUGCAGCGUGGCGUCUGUCAGAGACUUUCUGGACAAGCUUAUAGACAUCGAUCACGAUAACGUGUGUGAAUCUCGUCAGCGCGCUGUGUUUCUGCCGUCGGUCAUCAUGAAGGAAGGUUUCCUGCAGAAGCACAAGGCUGAAGGUCCUCAGCUGCUCAAACGCUUCACUUUUAAGAAACGCUAUUUCUGGCUGAGCUCAGAGUCGCUGUCCUACGCCAAGAGCCCCGACUGGCAGGUCCGCUCCACCAUCCCCAUUGCGCGUGUGUGCGCGGUGGAGCGUGUGGAUGAAAAUGCCUUUCAGCUGCAGCACGUCAUGCAGGUCAUUACACAGGACACUGAUGGACAACUACACACCACAUACCUGCAGUGCAAGAAUGUGAAUGAGCUGAAUCAGUGGUUGUCUGCCAUCAGGAAGGUCAGCAUCUAUAAUGAACACAUGCUGCCGUCGUUUCACCCUGGAGCUCAUCCAGGAAACAAGUGGACCUGCUGCCUGCAGCCUGACCGCGCAGCGUCGGGCUGCAGUCGCACUCAUUCUGCUGUGACUCUGGGCGACUGGAGCGACCCGUUAGAUCCUGACGCUGAAGCUCAGAUCAUCUAUAAAGAGCUGCUGCAGGGCCGAGACAAACUCAGGGAGCAGUACCUGGAAACACAGGAAGUGGAGUCAGCAGAACAGGAAGUGGGUCAGCCUUCAUCAGUGUGUGAACAGGCUCGCUGUGAACGCUCUCGUGUCCUCGCCACUCGUCUGCUGGAUGUCGUGCUGGAUUUAGAGCGAACGCAUUCGACCUUCCAGAGCCGAGAAGUAGACGAGAGCAAAAAUCAGUUCAUCCUCAGCGCACACACAUGAUGGAGAAUCUACACACACACACA
This is a messenger RNA of Danio rerio (zebrafish), 1287 nucleotides long. The record is from RefSeq and is a predicted model, not a curated record. Lineage: Eukaryota; Metazoa; Chordata; Actinopteri; Cypriniformes; Danionidae.